CGGACUCUUUUAAGAUUAUUCUUAUUUUUGAAACUCGAGAAGAGGCCGCUGGGCUUGCUCAUGUCUCAUCUCACCGUGUCCUUGGUAUCGCACUACCUCCAAGCGACGCGAAGAAACCCUUUUUCAUCAGUUCACUGGCUUUCGAGCGCGUGAUUGGAGAAGAAGCAAGAACAACAACAACAGCAGCAGCUCCACGUCUGGUGGUCGACGUGAUUCCAUCGAUUUCUUCGUCUCACUUGACACGUCGCGCGCCUUGUACUCUCGCGCACACGGCUAAUUUCGACUCGAGCCUCGACUCGAACGAAGACGGCCAGCUGCUACCUGCUGUUGUCGUCGGAUGCCGCCUCUUCACCUGUGUUGUCACCGACCCGUCCGAGAUGGCACUCGCGCAGAGCUGGUGGAGUUGCUGGUGGAGGGCGGAGCAGCGCACGGAAGGGACAUGGCCGACAACUUGAGCAUACCAUCCAAGCGCAUCACCCGUAUAGAAGUGGUAUCGUAAGAGACCUGACGCGCCGUGCUGAAGCAAGACUGAGGCGCGCGCUUUUUGUGUGGCUUUAAUAACGCUGCCUCGAAAGUCGGGUCACUGCUGACAUCUGGCGUACAGCGACUCGCGGCGGCAACCAAGACGCCCCCGAGACUGUCUGCACGGGCGAAUGGCAGUGUUUGGGUCUAUUCCUGGACAUCUGAUCCAUGCGAGGACAAUGAGAGACUGUCGUCGCGCGAGGGUGGACAGCGGCCACAGACAUGUCACGGGGAAGACAAAGAGACAUUUCCAACCGCGACGCCAUCUCCACGCUCUUUGUCUCUGCAUCCAAGACACGCAUUGAGAGAUCUCAUUUCGGUCUGGGACAAGGAGACUGGCCACAGAAUGAAUGGUAUAUCCUUGUGAGCCCACGACAUCGAGCCUGAACAUCUUCAUCACCAUCCUUCCAGACUCAAGCUUGACUCAGUUAUCAACUACUCAGCCUACGCAGGUCGCAGGUCACUUUGACAAGUACUCAAUUGAUACAUAGGUAGCCCCAGCACAACGAGAAUGGCCCCAUCAACGCGCCGAAACAGCGCCCUCGCGAAGAAAAUCGCCACUCUGCAACUUCGUCUCGCCCCAUUAGUUCCCUUACCAGCUGGACCGCCCCAUCCAGCUUUCCCGGAUACUCUUCUCGCAUUCCACCUGCUCACCGAGGCGGAGCUCGACAGUAUCGCGCAUUAUUACCACCAGUCCACUCCCUCACAAUG
Sphaerulina musiva SO2202 is the source of this 1233-nucleotide messenger RNA. RefSeq lists its product as uncharacterized. The annotation marks the transcript as partial. The transcript has 2 exons. The record is from RefSeq and is a predicted model, not a curated record. NCBI's taxonomy places the organism in Eukaryota, Fungi, Ascomycota, Dothideomycetes, Mycosphaerellales, Mycosphaerellaceae.